AUGGAGAAGAUGUUUGAGACAGAUGUGGACAAGCGCCUGGGCAUCGUGUACCGGGCGAUGGGCGUCAAUGUGGAGGACACCAUCUCGCAGACGCAGGCCGACAGCCUGCUCUGGACAUACGUGGCAGUCUUCAUCACUGGAUCCCCGGUGGAGCUACUUACUGAAGGAGAAGUCCGAAGGGCUCUGCAGCACAUCACCACCAGGUUCCCCCGUCAUGCGGAGACCAAAGCGCUGCUCAUCUACAUCACUGAGGAGGUGGCUGGACUUACCAAUGAAUACGAUGACUUCAAGCUGCUGCGGAGGAUCCUGGACAAGUUCGGGCAGCGCCUGGGGGCACUCGAGGAUCGCGAGUGCCAGGUGAUGAAGAACAAGCUGGUGUCCAUCGAAGACAAGGACGGCAGUGGACUGGUGCGCCUCGGAGACUUCUACGGCACCAGCAAGUUGGAUGUGCACUUCACGGAGGGCCCGGCCUAUCUGCGCGCCAACGGGAUCCUGGACGAGUCCAACCCGGACGACCCCAAGGUGAUCAUUCCCAACUACCUGGCCAGCCCCUCCAAUUGCGUGCAACCUUCCGGCUACUAUGGCAUUUGCUGCUUCGACGAGUGCGAGAACUUGAUGGACCAGGUGGAGAAGCAACUCGAGGCGCCCACUGGCACGCCGGAGCAAAUCGCAGCACUGGUGUCCAGCCUUCCUUCUGCCUCCCAACCUACCAACCGCACGCUUCCGCCGCACCUGCUGCAGCUGCUGGACGAGGUGGCCAGCCACCACGGCGGAUCCGUGCCCAUCCACGGGCGGCUCUUCGCGCAGUGGAUGCAUGAGGCUUACCCUCGGGAGUGCAACUACCCAUCCGCUUCCGCGCCUCGUGACAGAUUCUCUCAGCUUCAUGAGCUGGAGGACGUCAAGGAGGAGGAGCAGACCAAAUACUGGAACAUCGCAAAGCAGCAGCAGCAGCAGAGCAAUGGCACGACGACCACUUCCACACGCUGGGUCAUGAAGGAGGAGUUGGUGGAUCGCAAGGCCUUUGAGGCGCAAGUGAAGAAGUCCUCCAUGAGCGGCCUCCCCGUCUUCGGCUUGGGCGUCUUUAUGGCGCUGGCCCGCCUCUUUAUGAUGCCCAGCAGCAACAGGCCGGCCUCUGGAGCGGGCCGAUGGGCGGGCCGAUGGGAGCAAUAG
Messenger RNA from Effrenium voratum, 1170 nucleotides. Lineage: Eukaryota; Dinophyceae; Suessiales; Symbiodiniaceae. The record is from the annotation of a GenBank genome assembly.